Messenger RNA from Aureobasidium uvarum, 1050 nucleotides. The record is from the annotation of a GenBank genome assembly. Lineage: Eukaryota; Fungi; Ascomycota; Dothideomycetes; Dothideales; Saccotheciaceae.
AUGUAUGCAGCUGCGACUCAUCUCAUCGAGACUCUUACACGAAACUCAUUUUCGGUAUUUCUCCACGACAAGCUUCUCAAGAAGUUGGACAUGACCUCCACUUUCCUCCAGCCCAGCGAGGUCUUCGCUAGCAACCUACAAGACUACUUUUCUACGCCAUACUCCUACAAAGAUGGUUCGUAUCACGAGACUUGCCAUCAAGAGACACCCGAAGCUCAGGGAGCCGGUUCGAUCCAAACGAGUGUCAACGACUUCGCCAAGUUUAUCCGAGCCAUGAUCAAUCAAUCCGGUCCCAUCACGAAAUCAAUAUAUGAGGCUCUCACAACGCCACGCAUAGCGAAAGACCAACGUCCCAGUCGCUCGCCGUCUGGAUCUAAACAUCCUCCGCCGUCGUAUGCACUAGGAUGGGACGUCAAGUAUCAUCGCGGCGCGCAAAUAAUCUCCCAUGACGGCGUGAUCAAUGGCUAUGGGAGUAGAAUGUUCUUUCUGCCUGAUCACAAGACUGGAGCCGUCAUCCUCGGCAACAGCGACGGCGCGUUCGAUCUCUCGUGGAUUAUUCAGAGCUACCUCGUCGACGAGAUGUUGCAGGUACCGAAAGAACAGCGAUUCGACGUCGCAAGCAGCCGCUUGAAACGGUUCAAAGCACAAGAGACACGACGGGCGAAGAACCUCAAGCGGAACGCCGACAGAAGAGAUCAAGCAAGAGGUAGUCUUAAGCUUCCUAUCGAAGCGUACUUAGGCGACUAUCACAAUGACGGAUACCGCACUAUUGUAGUGCAGGAAAAAGCUGGUUCUUUGUUCAUCAACGGAAGCGAUCGUUCCAUGCCCUUCACGAUGUUGCUUGAACAUGUCAACGCCGAUUCUAUCUUCCGAGGAUACCUGGCCGACGACACUGGUGAAGACGUCGUACCUGUUCAAUUCCGCUUUUCUCCAGAAGGUCGCGUGUCUGCAAUGGGCAUGGUUCUCGAACCAUCAUUGGGUGAUGACCACUUUAUCUGGUUCGAUCGUUUGCACGAGACCUCAAGGAACAGAGAAUGGUACAAAGCAUGA